Molecule: messenger RNA, 1633 nt
Organism: Ixodes scapularis (black-legged tick)
Lineage: Eukaryota; Metazoa; Arthropoda; Arachnida; Ixodida; Ixodidae
Product: glycine-rich cell wall structural protein 1.8-like
Exons: 1
Coding region: 98-1633 (511 amino acids)
Source: RefSeq, a predicted model, not a curated record
UUCUGCUCUCUCGCCAGGAGGUUACACGGGUACUGUGCACGCGUCCCCGUUCCUGUCAUCGGGGGGAUACCACGGCCACUCCGGCCACCUUUCAAGCAUGCUGGGCUCCUCUUCCAACCUCUUCGGCGGAGGCCUCCACCAAACGUCUUUUUCUACGGGGGGCCUGCACGGCAGCGGACUCUUUGGCGGCUACUCAGGCUUCCACUCUCCUCUGGGCCACCACACGUCUUUCAGCUCCGGAGGUCUGCACGGUGGAUACCUAGGCGGCAUGAACGGCUUCCACGCCCCGAUGACGGCCACGGGUCACCUGCUACUGGGAGGCGGCGGCUUCGGCGGCUUGGGGCACCACAUAUCGGGCUAUUCAACCGGGAACUUUCACGGUGGAGCAUACGGAGACUUGAUGCAAGGCCCUCUGUCAGGUGGUCUCUCUUCGCUGACUCAUCAUGUCUCCUACUCAAGCGGAAACCUGCACCAAGCUGCCGCGGAACACCAGCACCUAUCCAACGCUGCGCAGGUUCAUACCCAGUUAGCAUCGCAAGCCCUGGCCGAGGCGGACGCGGCCCAUAAUGCUCAGCUUCAGGCAUCCCUUUACCACAAGCAACUUUUACACAAGGCGAUGUCACACCAGACCUACGCCCAAAGAGCCCAGGAAGCGGCCAACACGGCGCACCAGCGACUACUCCACGAGUCGGCUGCCCACGCUGCAAUAUCUUCUGUGUACCACAGCGGUCAUGGUCUGAACGGCAUGUAUGGUGGAGGGCUGCAUCCUGGGUUUUUCGGUGGCGGUUUGCAAUCCCACUCGUACGCCACCGGAGGCCCUUCGUUUCACACGAACUACAUCCAAUCUUCUUAUCCGUGGCAGCAAGGCGGUCAUGGUCUCUCGAUGCUGCAUGAAGGUGGCUUCGGCUACGGCACAGGACUUGGCGGAGUCGCGGUUCAAUAUCCGGAAACGCAUCUGCAGAGCGUGAUAAGGAAGCUUAAACACUGCACGUCGAUCCACUACUUGGACAACCUUCAUGGUGGGCAGGGCUUGUACGGAAGUUCGUUUGGCCUAAAUUCCGGCCUUGGGUUAGGCGGAGGGUACGGCGGGUUUGGAUAUGGAGGCCUAGAACAUGAUCACUUAGCAUUUGGCUCUGGCACGUUCCCAUCGCACAUUGGCGGGCCGCUGCUAUCAGGUGGCCUGCACCAUGGCCACCUAGGAUACGGAUCAGGGUUAGUACAUCACGGCUUGGGGUACGGAGGGGGACUUCUGAAUCACGACCAUCUUCUUUAUGGUUCCGGCGGUCUCUAUGGUUCGGGGGGAUUAAUGCACAAUGGCUUCGGGUACGGAGGCGCUGCUCUGCAUAAUGGCGGAUUUGGGUACGGAGGCGCUGCUCUGCAUCAUGGCGGAUUUGGGUACGGAGGCGCGUUGUCUCAUGGUGGCCUUGGGUACGGAGGUUCCUUAUCUCACGGUAACUUCGGGUACGGAAACGGUCUGUCGUCUCAUGGCGCGUUUUCAUACGGUUCAGGAUUGCUGGGUUCUCAUCAUCCCUUCCAUGGGUCUCCCCUGAGUUCGUCGCUUUCAGGCUACCAUUAUGCUACAGGUGGAGGCUUUCCUAUGGCGGGCGGCUUCCAGCAUCAUCUUCGUCGGUAG